GAGACGCGAGCAGAGCGCAGCGCGCGGAGCCCAGUGGCGCUCGCCGGGCGGUGGCCCAGGCAGCCCCGAGUGCAGGCGGCCCCGAUCCCGCCCGCCCAUGGACGCCCAGACCAUGGCCGCCCAGGGACCCGGACCCCGCGCCCGGCUCUGGACGGCGGCGCUGCUCCUGCUCGGUCUGCCGUGCCUCUCCGUGAGGGCGGAUGGGAAGCUCUUUGUGCUGGAGUCUCAGAACGGCUCUCUGGGGCUGGACCUGGAGGCGGCUCGGCUUUCCUGCAAGAGCAGGGGUGCUCACCUGGUGUCUGCGGAGGAGCUGCGGAGGGUGGUGCAGGAUUGCACCUCCGCUGUGUGCGCCACGGGCUGGCUGGCGGACGGCACCCUGGGGACAACCGUGUGCAGCAAGGGGAGUGGUGAACAGCACAUCAUGAAAGCUGUGGAUGUGAGAAUUGAGAGCAACCCGGCUCCUGGCGGCACAUACAAUGCCCUUUGUAUUAAGGAUGAAGAGAAGCCGUGUGGAGACCCGCCUUCGUUCCCACACACCGUCCUGCAGGGACGCACCGGCCUGGAGAUGGGGGAUGAGCUGCUGUACGUGUGCGCCCCGGGCCACGUCACGGGCCACCGCCAGAGCGCCUUCACCUUGCUGUGCAACAGCUGUGGGGAGUGGUACGGCCUGGUGCAGGCCUGCGGGAAAGAUGAGGCUGAGGCACAUAUUGACUAUGAAGAUAAUUUCCCUGAUGACAGGUCUGUGUCAUUCCGAGAGCUCAGGGAGGAUGCCCGGACAGAGGCCGAGGAGGACCGGGGUCAAGGAGAAGCCCCCGAGGAGGCCCCCAAACAGGACCGUCUGGUCUCCAUUUCUGCGGGCAGAGAAAACAUAGCCCAGGAUACAGCCUUUGUGCCAACCACAGGCUUGCCCAGCCCUGGGAGCAGCGUUCCCACAGACCUGCCAGGAUCGGUACUGAAAGGGAAGUACUUGUUCUGGCUUCCUGCCGAGACCUUCCACAAGCUUGAGCUGGAAAAGGAGAUGGAUGAUGACACCAAAAAGCAGCUUCCUGCUGGAGACAACCACAGUGGCAUAACGUUGGCCCCCGGUGAACCUGAAACCAAGGUGACCUAUAGCAGCACUGGUGGACCCUCGGGGCCGUAUGUAGGCAGGAAUGACAGCAAGGCAGGGGACCCGAUGGUGAGCAGCAGCGACGAGUCCUGGUUAGACGGCUACCCUGUGACUGAUGGGGCUUGGAGGAAGACAGAGGCAGAAGAGGAGGAAGUAGAAGAAGAUGGGGACAAGGGAGAUGGGUCAGUAGGGUUGGAAGAAUGUGCUCUCUUUACUUCCCAUCAGCCCAUUCUUGUGGAAGUUAAUAAGCCCAGGAGUACCACCUUCACGCCAAAGGAGGACACGACCCACAGUUCAGUUCUUCCAACUCAAACACUAGAGGCAGAAGCUUCUGCUGUCCGACCCAAGAGUGUGUCUGAAACCGAGGGUCCCAGCAAGGGAGAUGGUGGCUUGACCAGGUACCAGUCAACUGUCCCUUGGAGGUUUGCCAUCGAGAAGUCUCCUGUGGCCACCUCACCCUAUGAACUCACCAGCUCUACUCUGGAGACAGUAACAACUGCUGUCCCAAAGACGCCCAACCACAUUCCCUCAACUACCAUGGCAGCCACCCAGGUCCCCAUGGAAACCACGGCUCCCGAGGUCCAGGAUAACUUCCCAUACCUGCUGUCAGAGGACUUCUUGGGACAGGAAGGCCCUGGUCCAGGUGCAACUGAGGAGCUUCUUCCAACCAUGGAGCCAUGUGUAGGAGACGAGUGUCCCAGCUUCAGCAGAGGCCCCAUCAUCGCCACGGUCGUCACCGUCCUGUGCCUGCUGCUGCUCCUGGCAGGCGUGGCGGCCGUGUGGGGCUACCGCCGGUGCCAGCACAAGAGCUCCGUGUACAAGCUGAACGUUGGCCAGCGGCAGGCUAGGCACUACCAUCAGCAGAUUGAGAUGGAGAAGGUCUAGCCACCUUUAGCGUGGGCUCUCCCAAAGCCACUUGGUAGGAAAACGAACUGUGAUACAUCACAUUGGUAAACACUGAUCGUUCACUAGAGCAUGAAACAGGUGGACGAGGGCUUGCCUUUUGCUCUCAGGUCUUUGUUUUCUAAGCUGAGAAGUAAUCUCUGAGGUACCUGGCAGGACAGCUUUGAUGGUGUCAUCACACAUGUCAGUAUCUCCUCAGCCAUCUGCCCUGGAAUGAAUCGCACUCAUUCCCAGACCUGGGCUUGGGCCCUAAUUCCACCACAAGAUCAAAACUCACCUCUUGCUUCAUCAUACUAUUGUCUUUUCUUC
This is a messenger RNA of Myotis daubentonii (Daubenton's bat), 2320 nucleotides long. RefSeq names its product sushi domain containing 5 (gene SUSD5). NCBI's taxonomy places the organism in Eukaryota, Metazoa, Chordata, Mammalia, Chiroptera, Vespertilionidae. The record is from RefSeq and is a predicted model, not a curated record. Gene Ontology annotation, molecular function: hyaluronic acid binding. Gene Ontology annotation, biological process: cell adhesion; Notch signaling pathway.